UAAUCCUUUCUAGGGAGAGACAGACAGACUCCUCAUUUGUUCUAAGGUCCACUAAUAACACUCUGCUGCCAUCACGUGGCAAAGAUUAUCACCUACACCCCCCCCCACCACAGCUAUUACACACCAUCUGUUGUUGGUGUUUCCAUGGCAACAGCCCUCUGUUACCUGGUGCAGGUGAGAAUUGGCAAACAACAGAGCAGAGGAGCUGCGGGGGAAGACAACAACAGAACCAACAUGAACAGCCUCUUAUCCAGAGACGUCCAGGUGAAGAGCAUGGAGCAGACGGUGAAACAUGCUGAGAAGUACCUGGGUGAGAUCUGCUCCCUGCUGGCCUCCUACACCAGGAAGACGGCCAAGCUCCGAGACAAGGCGGACCUGCUGGUGGCUCAGCUCUUUGACUUCUCCAGCAGAGAGGACCCCGAGCUCCAGAUCGGCCUGAAAAACAUGGCAGAGGACCUGGCCAUGGUGCAGGACUACAGGCAGGCUCAGGUAGAGAGACUGGAGACGAGAGUUGUCGCUCCUCUAAAAGCCUACGGAGACAUAGUGAAAAAUAAAAAGGCAGAUCUGAAGAAGUUCAGCACUGAUCUGAACAGAGAGAUGAAGGAGCUGCAGAAACUGGAGAAAAUCCGACUGAGGAACCCGGCAGAUCGACAGAGCAUCUCUCAGGCAGAAGUAAACGCUCAGAAAGCUUCCAACAAUGCCCAGCGCAGUAUCAGACAGCUGGAGGAGACCAUCACAGACUUCCAGAGACAGAAACUGGAGGAUGUCAAAAGGAUUUUCACCGACUUCAUCACAGUGGAGAUGCUCUUCCAUGCUAAAGCGCUGGAGGUCUAUGCACACACAUACCACAACCUAGAGGCGAUGAACACUCAAAAGGAUCUGGAGUUGUUCAAUGGACGGAUCAAGAUGUCUGACUUUCUGACUGGGCGCCUGGACACCCCUCUGACCGGCUACCCUUCUCCCCUCAUGAGCCACCGUCCUCCUCUGGCCUCCCCCACGGGCCGAAGCCUCAGGUCAACGCUGGCUUCCACCACAGGCCAAACCCAGAGACAACAACAUAGCCAGUACCCAGACACCGUCAGGAGGCCUCGCAGCACCUUACAACGCCAGAGAGGCAUGGAGGAGGAGGAGGGCGAUGAAGAGCUGGACGGGGACGAAGAAGAAGAGGAAGAAGAAGAAGAAGAGGAAGAAGAGGAGGAGAUUUAUGAAUCAGAGAUAGAAGAGGGUCUGCACACCAGCAGGCAGUCUUACGCUGCUCAAUAUGCACAGAUGCACAGAUGGCAGAAGUAAAAGCUUGUGCACGGGAGCAUACACAGAAGCAGCUGCUUGUACGCAACGCUGAAAUAUAUCUGCUGUAACCUGUAGAGCUGCAACAACUUAUUUUCAUUAUUGUUGUCACCAAGGCGCAGUCUUUAAAAUUAGGUUCAUACAAUAUUAAUAAAACUGAACGCACUGAAAACAAUGUUUUGCUCAGACAUAUUGUUAUAAUAAAAAAGGAGUCAGCUCGACAGAAAAAGGGUUCCCAAAAUAAACCUAGAUGGAUCAACUUACUGUGAUAGGAUGCAAUAUUUUUCUUUAAAGUUCAACAUUUAACAUAAGGCCACAUCUGGACUUUAUAGGGAUCAAAGCUGACUGACAGGUUUCACUUCACCAUCCACAGGUCUGUCAGAAUGAAUUUGUAGUCCAUAAAGAACAGGCCUCCAUCAUCAUUAUUUAGUUUAUAGGCUCCAAUUCCCUUUUUAAUAUGUUUGCCUAUGAGAUUCAUAUGUAUGUAGACAUAAUAAAUGCUUAGUUUGUAUUUUGCCUUCAGAUUUUUGGUAUUGUACAUUUAUUUUUACACAUUAAACUUAAAGGAGUUUAAAAGAUAUUUUUGCUCUGUCUUUACUCAACCUUCAGUAUUAAACUUAAAAAUAGCACAUGUAACUCCGAUUUAUAUUAUUCAAGUUGAACUUAAAAAUAACAUUAUUAUUAUUAUUAUUAUUAUUAUUAUAACAAUAAGGCAGAAAGUACAGGUGUGAAGCACAUCUGACUUUAAUGCCAGAAACUGGAGUUUGUAUCCCAUCCUGAAAUCAGCAGUUGCCUUCUCAUCAACUACAAGCACAAUGUUCCUCAACCCUUUUACCAUAUGGAGAUAUUGUGCAAAGAAAUAAUACAAAUAAAUGUUGGUAUCGGGCAU
Molecule: messenger RNA, 2176 nt
Organism: Sebastes umbrosus (honeycomb rockfish)
Lineage: Eukaryota; Metazoa; Chordata; Actinopteri; Perciformes; Sebastidae
Product: CBY1-interacting BAR domain-containing protein 2-like
Exons: 9
Coding region: 145-1290 (381 amino acids)
Biological process (GO): cilium assembly
Cellular component (GO): ciliary transition zone; ciliary basal body
Source: RefSeq, a predicted model, not a curated record